UGGUGGGAGCUGUAGGCGGACUCGGGAGGCCCAGGAACCAGAAAUGGACUCAGUUACCUUUGAGGAUGUUAAUGUGGAGUUCACCAUGGAGGAGUGGGCUUUCCUGGAUUCGACCCAGAAGAAACUCUACACAGAUGUGAUGCUGGAAACCUGCUGGAACCUGGCAUCAAUAGCAUGUAUUUUAGAAGAAAAAUGUGAAGACCAUGAUAGUGAAGAUCAGUAUGAAAAUCAUGGGAUGAAUCUUAGCAGUCAUACAAUAGAGAGACUCUGUACAAGGAACGAUGGUAGAGAAUCCAGAGAAAACUUCAACCAGAUUCCAAAUCAUAAUGAAAAGAAGGAAACUCCUACUGAAGUAAAACAACCGAAAGCCACGUUGUGUAGGCAAAUCUUCAUGCAUUAUUUAUCCUUGAAUAACCACCUGAGCUCUCACAUUGGACCCAAAGUAUACCUGUGUCAGGAAUAUGAAGAAAACCCUUAUAAAUGUAAGGAUCCUGAGGAAGCUUUCAAGCAUCACCAACAUAUUCGAAGACAUGAAGGCAGUCACAGUGGGAAAGCUUUCCAUUAUUCAACUUCCCAUAGAAAUCAUGAAAGAAUGCAUAUCGGUGGGAAACUGUAUGGAUGUGGGAAAGGCACUAGUCGUCUCAUUUACUCUAAAAUUUACAAGGAUACUCAUAGUGGAGAGGAACCAUAUCAAAGUAAGCAAUGUAGCAAAGCUUUCAGGUCUCCCAAGUACUCUGGAGAAAAUGAAAGAAGACACAGUGGAGAAAAGCCCUGUCAGUGUAAGAAAUCUGGUAAAGCUUUCAGUUCCACUUCUCUUAGAAAUCAUGAAAGAACAUAUACUGGCGAGAAACCUUAUGAAUGUAAGCAAUGUGGGAAAGAUUUCUCUCGUCGAGCUUCCCUCCAACGUCAUGAAAGAAUUCAUACUGGGGAAAAGCCCUAUAAAUGUCAGCAUUGUGUCAGAGCUUUCUGUGAUCUAGAUGCCCUCCAACGUCAUGAAAGCAUUCAUACUGGGGGAAAACCCUAUAAAUGUGAGCAUUGUGAUAAAGAUUUAUCUAAUCAAACUUCCCUCCGACGUCAUGAAAGCAUUCAUACUGGGGAAAAACCCUAUAAAUGUGAGCAUUGUGGCAAAGCUUUCUGUGAUCGAGGUGCCCUCUAUCGUCAUGAAAGAACUCAUACUGGGAUAAAACCCUAUGAAUGUAAGCAUUGUGGCAAAGGUUUCGAUUAUCCGUCUUCUCUCCAAGAUCAUGAAAUAAUUCAUACUGGAGUAAAACCCUAUGAAUGUAAGCAUUGUGGAAAAGCCUUCAGUUAUCUACAGUCCUGUCGAAGGCAUGAAAGAACACACACUGGACAAAAGCCCCAUGUAUGUCAGCAAUGUGGUAAGGCUUUCAGUCUUUCCAUGUAUCUUAGAAUUCAUGAAAGAAUUCAUACUGGGGAAAAACCCUAUGAAUGUAACCAUUGUGGUAAAGCUUUCUCUGAUCCAAGUUCCCUCCGACGUCAUAAAAGAACUCAUAGUAAGGAAAAAUCCUAUUAAUGUAAGCAAUGGGGGAAAUCCUUUAUUCAUCCCAGUUCCCUUUGGAUUCACAAAAACAUUCAUAAUGUAAAUAAAUCAUAAGGAAAGAACUCACAG
Myotis daubentonii (Daubenton's bat) is the source of this 1627-nucleotide messenger RNA. RefSeq lists its product as uncharacterized. Gene Ontology annotation, biological process: regulation of DNA-templated transcription. The record is from RefSeq and is a predicted model, not a curated record. Lineage: Eukaryota; Metazoa; Chordata; Mammalia; Chiroptera; Vespertilionidae.